Siniperca chuatsi (mandarin fish) is the source of this 3734-nucleotide messenger RNA. Its product is annotated as zinc finger protein 316-like. NCBI's taxonomy places the organism in Eukaryota, Metazoa, Chordata, Actinopteri, Centrarchiformes, Sinipercidae. Gene Ontology annotation, cellular component: nucleus. The transcript has 4 exons. The coding region runs from base 343 to 1845 and encodes 500 amino acids. Gene Ontology annotation, molecular function: RNA polymerase II transcription regulatory region sequence-specific DNA binding; DNA-binding transcription factor activity, RNA polymerase II-specific. The record is from RefSeq and is a predicted model, not a curated record. Gene Ontology annotation, biological process: regulation of transcription by RNA polymerase II.
AUGAUUUGCAAAAUAAUCCUCCACAAUGUAGGAACAGCCAUAAAAUCUAUGUUUUAUUGUGACUUCUUCACGUUUGUUGGGGACAUUUACGAUUCUUGACAGACACAGCUGCCUGUGAAGUGAUGCUGAACAACAAACUGACGUCAUCAGGAGGCGACUCUCGCACCUCAAAGAGACAACAUUGCUGAGCACAUUAAAGAAGGCAGAGUGAUUUGAACAGUGAGCUGUUUGCAUGUCACCAGUCACACAUCAGUGUGUGGAUCUGUUCGCGCGCGUGCACCGCGGGAGCAGCCGUCCGCCGCGCGCAACUGUCCGUGCAGGAACAGACAGACAGACUUGGCGAUGAUGGCGGACUGUGUUGGCUUUCAAGCGCAAAUCGCCUCGAUUAUAGAGAUAUUGGCUAAUUCGGCGGUGGCGGAGAUCUGCAAGCUGGUGGACGAUGGGUACGCGGCGCUGCGCUCCCAGAUGGACCAGGAGCGGGAGAAGAGCGAGAAGGAGAACGAUGCCCUGCGGCAGAAACUACGAGAAAUGGAUGUCAAGAUGCGGAGCUACGAGAGGAAGAUGAGGAGACGGAGUCAGCGGGAGGAAAUGCACGCCGUUCAUUUUAGGCCACCCGAAGGACCUGACGACCAUCAGUCUCUGGUGUCACCUCUUCCAGCUGUCUCUGAAGACAAAUCCUUCCAUUGCAUUUCAAAGCAGGAGGAAACCAAUGUGUUGCCACUGGUGAAGCAGGAGAAAGUGGAGAAAAACGACUGCAACCUGGACCUCAAGGUGGAGGUCAACAUCAGGGCAGAGUGUGGCCUGUCUACUGCCCUGGAGCCCAGUGAGGAACCCCCCCCCAGUGAUAUUGUUCUUGACACCAGUGUCACCAACAUCACCUCCUCCACUACCCAGCCCUCUUGCUCCCCCACUGACGCUACAAUGGAUCUGACCUGCAGGCCUCGAGCGAAACGUAAAGCCACCAAGCCUCUGGGCAACAGUUUAACAGUCAGCAGUGGGGGGGUCCCAGCCUCCGAGGCUGCUCGCAGGGACCUUGGAGGGAGCUUAACAGAUGGUGCUCUAAAACCAGAGAUCCAGACAGAUGAUACUACAGAAGAUGAACUUAAUCCCUCUCAGCUGUCAGCCCCUUUAGCCUCAGAUGAGCCCAGCCCCGACCGCCUCAACAGCCUGGGCCUGGACCUGGCCUGGAUGCAGGAGAGGGUCAGCCAUCUUGGUGCAGCGUAUGCAGUAGCACAGCUGGGUUUGGGGAACUCAGAAACUGGCCACCCCUCUGCCUCCUUCCCCUCGCAGGGAGGAGGAGACAGUCUAGAUGGCCCUCCAACCAUGCUCUUCACAGGUGGCGCUCAUGAAAUGGCUGCUUUCGCUGCCUCCUUCGACAUGGCUGCCGCUGCUGCUGCUGUCGUAGCUGCACCACCUCCACCGCCUCCUCCACCCCCUCCCCCUACAGCUCCUUCUGCCACCACUACCAGCCAGAGGCGGCCUUACAGGAGUGGCGCUGCUAAAGAACCUGUGGUGUGCGCUGUGUGCGGGCGUGUCUUCCCCAGUGCAGCCACCCUGGAGCUGCACCAACGGGUGCACACAGGGGAGAGACCCUACACCUGCCCCCACUGUGGAAAGGGCUUUGCCCAGCCCAACAAUCUGCGGGUCCACCUCCUCAUCCACACUGGGGAGAGGCGUUAUCGAUGUACACUGUGCGGGAAGAGUUUCAUCUCAUCCAGCCACCUGAAGAGGCACCGCACAGUCCACACGCAGGAGAAGCCUUACAGCUGCUCACGCUGCGGACAGUCCUUCAGCCAAAUGUGUAGCGUUCGCAGACAUCGGCAGCAGUCCCAGUGUGGCCUGUAGGCUGACCGCUGGAUGAGGUGGCAUCUGAAAGUGAUCCUCGUACAGUUUGGACUCUUUGAAGGGUGAAUGAUUGAAAUCCCUUCAUAUGAGAAUUCUAGCAUCUUAUGUAUGCACGAACAAAUGAGAAACAAGGCUGUAUCCUGUGAUAUCAUGGCACGUAGAGUUGAUAUUUGUCCUAGAUCAUAGCGGUAAUAUGUGAAUUCUGUUUUUAGGUGGAUUUCCCCUAAAGCCCUCUUAGCCUUUUCUUACUCCUUGUUUCAAACUGAGAGAGGAUCACAGAGUGGACUGGAAAAGAGUGCCUGAGACAGUGUUGAUAACACUUAAUCCAUCCAUUUGUCAUCAAAUGGUCUUGUUUGUGACAGACUAUCUUUAGCUAGCACACAUGCACUGAUCCAGGAGAAGAGGGUCAUGGCACAGCCAUCAUUCCAGUCGCCUGACCACCUGGUGAAACAGGAUGAACAGCACCAUAUUUUGAGCUCUAUAGUAUUUAAGUAAUGAGUUGAUUACUGUGACUUCUAAAACCAGAUUCACAUUUCCAGACACUCACAGCUUUUCUUGUUUGUUUUAGGACUGCUGGCACUACAGGAUUUAAAUACUCACACUGCAAAGUGUCUAUGAAAGUUCUGCUUGAAGUAUUUGCAGUAUAUUUUUUGCCUCGAAGCAGGGGGAACCUGUUAGCUUAGUUAGCCUAGCUAAGUCAAAAGGAAAACAGCUACACGUUUCAACAACUCCAAAGCUGUCUUACUGACAUCACAUGUUUUAUGUAGUCAACAUAUGUAGUAAUGAAAAAGUAGAAGCAGAUAGCAGUUUCUGAGCUGAACAUUGAUAGUACAAAGCAUUUCUGAAUUGUGGUGUUCAUAAUAUGGUUGCCAUUCUUAAGCACUGUCUUUAUUGUCAAUGAACCCAACCUUGAGAUGUAUUGGUGAAUAUCUUGCUAGCUAAGAUACAACAUAAAAAUAUGACAUCUUUGGAAUUGUUAGUAGUUGUUUUUUAAAGUUAUGACGGAGCCAGCUAACAAGCUACCUGCUUCUGCUUGCCUUUUGUCUUUGUGCUAAACUAGGCUAACCACAUCCUGGACCUAUCUCUGUACUGUACUCUCAGAAAUCAUAUAACAUCCAUCUUCUUUAGUAUAUUUUGCAAAAUGUCAGACUCUACCUUUAAAGCACUUUAAAUGUUCCCAUAACUAUUUGUUAAAGCCAUGGGCAAAAUUUGGAGGCAGUGCUGAUACACAAUUAGUUUUUCAUGAUGUAUUUAUCACAUAUCGUCCACCCUAUUACUUAUAUUGCGACAGUAUCAUUAAUGAGUGGCUUUCUCGAAGCAGCCUAGUGUUGAAUAGUAAAUGUUGGCACUUGAAGUAAAUCUUGUAGUGCAGGCCUGCACUUUCUUGUCUAUGAUUGUGUUCAUGAUUACGUCUGUCACAGUGAUUGUCAGUAUUUUUUUUUUUACUCCUCAUUUCUCAAGAAUAGAGGGGAAUAUGUAAUGUGCUGUUGUCCAGAAGAUUGACCUCUACGUGUGUUUCCAGAAUUGGGCAGUGGAAUCAGAAUAUUACAUUUUUUUAGGUGGAAGCUCAGUUGACACAGGCCUGCAAUGGUUUAAUCCCCCUUUCUCAAUUUUUCACAGAUUGAAACCUGAGGUGUAACAGUCUUUUUAAUCUCCAUCAUUCUUUGUUCUCAAUUAUCAAAGAACAAAGGACUGUAAAAAUAUGUAAAGUAAAAACAUAUAUAUAUCAGAGAGUCGUGUUUGUAUGUGUAGGUGUUUGGAUGUAAUUGGCACUAGCUGUAGGUUGCACAGCUAAAACAAAUAUUUUGCCUUUUAGUAUUCUUUCAUGACAUGUUCCAGUGUUUUAAAAUGUAUGGGUAUCAUUAAACAUGUAAAAGGUUUGCAAUGAA